Haliotis rufescens (red abalone) is the source of this 1160-nucleotide messenger RNA. RefSeq names its product 2-oxoglutarate-Fe(II) type oxidoreductase ppzD-like. NCBI's taxonomy places the organism in Eukaryota, Metazoa, Mollusca, Gastropoda, Lepetellida, Haliotidae. Gene Ontology annotation, molecular function: dioxygenase activity. Bases 442 to 924 code for a protein of 160 amino acids. The transcript has 3 exons. The record is from RefSeq and is a predicted model, not a curated record.
GUAUUCCUUGAUGAGUCAAAUACUGGAAUACAGUAUUUGACUAUCGUUGGACUUAAAAUAUUUAAGGAUUGUUUUGUCUUUUAUAAAAUGCAAAUAAAAAUGAAAUGUGCAGUGAACUUUGUGAUGAUGCGGGUGGUGCCUGAGGACCAAGACUAUUUUUUUUUGGGGGGGGGGGCCUAAAACUAGAAUUAUAUAUUAUCCAGUUUCCUCAAAUUUAGGGUUAGCAGAUCUAUAAACAAUGUCAUGAACACGAAUAUACCUCAGCUAGUAAACCAUGUUUAGCUCCAUCACAUCGACUUCCUCAAAUCUGCCACAGCAAAUUGUAUUUUCUUCCAACAUCACAUUUCCAUACAUAUGGAUUAAAAACGUGAGAAAUUGAAUAUGAAAUCAUGCAAAGGUUGAUAGUUUUGCCACAUUAAGUUUCACCUAAUUUUCUGCUCAAUGCUGCCUGUCAGGCAAUCAGUUUAUCUACAGUUGAGUUUCGAUACACUUGUGCUGUUACAGCUGUUUAAGCCUGGCCAGGUACGCUGUGGUGAACACUCCGACUAUGGUACAGUCACUCUGUUGUUCCAAGAUGGUAUUGGGGGCUUGGAGGUGAUGAAUACUGAUGACAUGACUGGGUAUGACAUGUUUCAGGUGAUGAAUACUGACGACGUGUAUGUUCCGGCCCAGCCUGUCCCUGGCGCCAUCGUUGUCAACAUUGGUGACCUAAUGCAGCGAUGGACGGCAGACAAGCUUAAAGCCACAAAACACCGUGUUCUGAUUCCUGAGGCAGAACUAAAGAAGCAUCAGAGUCGACAGUCAGUGGCAUUUUUUGUGCACCCAAAUGAUGAAACAAUUAUAAGAUGCCUGGACGGUUCAGAUAAAUAUGAACCCAUCUCAAGUAUUGAUUAUCUGAACUACAGGUUCAGUUUGACUUACUGAGGAUGAUCUCAGAUAUCGCGGGAGAUAAGAAAUAUCACCGUCAAAGGUGGAGUAGUAUAGUUACAAUUGCUGUAUAUAAGAGUAUGUAAAGAGUAUAUUUGUUUCAUUGCUAUGCAAUAUUUACAUGCAUUCCAUGCAUUCAUCACCUUCAUGCUCAUGUGUAAUUUUUGGUCUUCAGCAGCCCAUGCUUGCCGUAAAAGGCGACCAUGCUUGUCGUACGAAGCGACUAAUGGGAU